CGACUUGUACUAAUAUUGUGCCGCUUCCUGCAACGGUCUCUUUCUUUCACGCGUCCCUACAGUGAGAUUUCAACCUUGUCUUUAAACCGGCUGUUCACCGAUCCUUGGAAGCACUGCAAAGAUGCCCAGGGAAGACAGGGCCACGUGGAAGUCCAACUACUUUCUGAAAAUCAUCCAACUGCUGGAUGACUUCCCCAAGUGCUUCAUCGUGGGCGCAGACAAUGUCGGCUCCAAGCAGAUGCAGACCAUCCGUCUGUCCCUGCGGGGCAAGGCUGUCGUGCUUAUGGGCAAAAACACCAUGAUGCGCAAGGCCAUCCGUGGCCACCUGGAGAACAACCCGGCUCUGGAGAGGCUGCUUCCCCACAUCCGUGGGAAUGUCGGCUUCGUCUUCACAAAGGAGGAUCUGCCUGAGGUCAGGGACCUGCUUCUGCAAAACAAAGUGCCCGCUGCUGCCCGUGCCGGUGCCAUCGCCCCCUGCGAGGUCACCGUCCCGGCCCAGAACACCGGUCUCGGUCCUGAGAAGACCUCCUUCUUCCAGGCUUUGGGAAUCACCACCAAGAUCUCCAGAGGAACCAUUGAAAUCUUGAGCGACGUUCAACUGAUCAAACCUGGAGACAAGGUGGGCGCCAGCGAGGCCACGCUGCUCAACAUGCUGAACAUCUCGCCCUUCUCCUACGGGCUGAUCAUCCAGCAGGUGUAUGAUAACGGCAGCGUCUACAGCCCAGAGGUGCUGGACAUCACUGAAGAUGCCCUGCACAAGAGGUUCCUGGAGGGUGUGAGGAACAUCGCCAGUGUGUGUCUGCAGAUCGGCUACCCCACGCUCGCCUCCAUCCCUCACUCCAUCAUCAAUACUUACAAGAGGGUCCUGGCUGUCGCCGUGGAGACCGACUACUCCUUCCCCAUGGCCGAGAAGGUGAAGGCCUUCCUGGCUGAUCCCACCGCUUUCGCGGUUGCGGCUCCUGUUGCUGCUGUUGCGGUGGAGAAAACCGCGGCUCCUGCUAAAGUGGAGGCGACCAAGGAGGAGUCCGAGGAGUCUGAUGAGGACAUGGGCUUUGGCCUGUUCGAUUAAACUCCUGAAUGAACAUGUCAGUUUAACUCCAAUAAAACAUCUGGAAACAGCC
Messenger RNA from Pimephales promelas (fathead minnow), 1121 nucleotides. RefSeq names its product ribosomal protein, large, P0 (gene rplp0). Gene Ontology annotation, cellular component: cytosolic large ribosomal subunit. Gene Ontology annotation, biological process: cytoplasmic translation; ribosomal large subunit assembly; ribosome biogenesis. The record is from RefSeq and is a predicted model, not a curated record. Gene Ontology annotation, molecular function: large ribosomal subunit rRNA binding; structural constituent of ribosome. NCBI's taxonomy places the organism in Eukaryota, Metazoa, Chordata, Actinopteri, Cypriniformes, Leuciscidae.